AUGAAGUCUCUCUUCGUCAGCAGCGGCCUUUCGUUGGCUUUCUCCAUGGCGGCCUUGGCAGCCAAUGCCUUCGACGAAUCGUCCUGGGAUUCCUCUCAAAUAAUCAGACGGGAUGUUGCCAUAAUUGGGGGCGGAGCUGCAGGCACAUACGCUACCUUUCGUCUCAAAGAUCAUGGAAAGUCUGUGGUCCUUGUGGAGAAGACCGGCAGACUUGGCGGUCAUGCCGUCACCUACGAAGACCCCAUCACCGGUGGCUCUGUUGACUACGGUGUGCAGGUGUAUGAUAACAACAGUAUUGUGCGCAACUUCUUCAGUCGCUUGAAUACCCCUUUGGCCGAUUUCUCUUUCGCUUCAUUCGGGAGGCCCAUCUAUGCAGAUUUCAAGGAAGGCGUCCUGCUUAACCUCACUUCUGGAGGUCUGGGUCAGGACUACAUUAAUGAGCUCAAUAAAUACCCUUACCUAAACGAUGGUAUCGAGCUGCCUAAUCCAGUAUCAGAAGAUCUCCUUCUCCCUUGGGUUGACUACAUCAACAAAUAUCAUCUCGACUACUCGACUGCUGUUGCUACCCUUGCUCGACCUGCAAUCACCGGCGAUCUUCUUAACAUCCUCACUCUUUAUGUGUUCAACGACCUGAACCAUCUCAUGCUUCAGGAAGAGUCCGGAGCUGCAGUUAUCAAUGCAAACCAUGAUAAUUCUCAACUUUACCGAAAUGCCGUACCAGAAUUGCAACCUGAUCUUUUCCUCAACUCCACAGUUGUCGCCGGUUAUAGGAGUACCAGAAAGCGCGAUGGUGUGCGGCUUAUAAUUCAAACCCCCGCCGGGUUUAAGCUUAUUAUUGCCAAACAAUUGAUUCUCGGAAUUCCUCCAGUUCUCGAAAACAUGAGAUCCUUCGGCCUCGAUUCGCAUGAGCACGACGUUCUCUCUAAUAUCUACGGCCUACCGUACUACGGUGGAGUAGUGAGUAACACCGGCCUCGCGUCGGGGUUCAGCUAUAAGAACUCUGCCGCCAAUACUACUUACAAUGUCGCUGAGAUUCCGAGUGUCGUCGGUUUCACUCCGUCCACGGUUGAUGGUCUCUUCUUCUACUGGUACAAUUCUCCCGAGCCCGUUUCGCAACAACAAAUUGAGGGUGAAGCCAGGGAUGCUAUCAAGUUGCUGCAGAAACUCACCAAUAGUACCACACAACCCGAGCCAAGGUUUCUCGCCUUUGCGGACUUUGCGCCUUAUCAGCUGCGAGCUUCUGCUGAUUCUAUUCGAAAUGGCUUUUACGACGAUAUGUAUGGCCUGCAGGGUCAUCGUAACACUUGGUACACGGGAACGCUCUUCGUUACAGGCUCUAGCCAGGUGUGGAAUAAUACGGAAGUAAUGCUGCCUGAAAUUCUGGCUGCUAUUAAUGCUUCGAAAUCUCUAAGGGAGGCGGCAUGGAUUCUUUUAUCUCACACCCUUAAGAGGCUAGGGAAUAUUGUCGGUGAAUAA
Talaromyces stipitatus ATCC 10500 is the source of this 1476-nucleotide messenger RNA. RefSeq lists its product as uncharacterized. The transcript is spliced from 2 exons. NCBI's taxonomy places the organism in Eukaryota, Fungi, Ascomycota, Eurotiomycetes, Eurotiales, Trichocomaceae. The coding region runs from base 1 to 1476 and encodes 491 amino acids. Gene Ontology annotation, molecular function: oxidoreductase activity. The record is from RefSeq and is a predicted model, not a curated record.